Helicoverpa zea (corn earworm) is the source of this 2848-nucleotide messenger RNA. RefSeq names its product cytochrome P450 4C1-like. Lineage: Eukaryota; Metazoa; Arthropoda; Insecta; Lepidoptera; Noctuidae. The transcript has 11 exons. Gene Ontology annotation, molecular function: monooxygenase activity; heme binding; oxidoreductase activity, acting on paired donors, with incorporation or reduction of molecular oxygen. The record is from RefSeq and is a predicted model, not a curated record. The coding region runs from base 1213 to 2769 and encodes 518 amino acids.
CAAUGGGAAACUAAGCAUUUUUAUUUUAUAUUUCAAGCAGGCAGCUGGGUUCGUUGACUUUCUUUGAGGAGCGCGUGAACCAACAGGACACUGUCGUCUUUUAGAAACGGAGCCACCCUUGACUCACUGCCAACAGCCCCGCAUCUACGGUGGCCAGAGUUCUCCUCUCGACACCUGGCGCCCGUGGUGUCUGACUAUAAUGGCGUCCACGGCCGAUUUCGGCCACGGCAGCUGUUUUCAUUUAAGGAGAUCAGACAGCUGCGCAGGACAUAUUAUAGUGCACGAGCAUUUGCGCAGACACAGGUGCACUCACUAUUCCUUCAUUCGUAUAACCCGAUGGGACGACAAUCUAUAAUUCGUUGGUCAGUGAUGAUUCCUGCAGUAGGUACCUAUGUCUAGAGUAUUUUCAUCCUCCGAGCCUUUUACCAAUCAUGUUGGGGUCGGCUUCCAGUCUAAUCGGAUUCAGCUGAAUACCAGUGCUUUACAAGAAGCGACAAGAAGAAGUAGGUACCUAUGUCUAGAGUAUUUUACGAUGUUUAAUUAAUGUAAACAUAAUGAUUUGUCUCACAAAUAUAGAGCUAUUGGUCGCUUGUAUUGCUAUAUAAACAAAUUCGACCUUCGCUAACAGGUUUGAAUGUAGUAGGUAUAUUGCUGUUUGUGCAUUAAAUAUUUUUUAUACCUCAUUGACGUAAACGAAAAUGCAUUUUUAGGGUUCCAAACUAUAAGGGCAAAACGGGACCAUAUUACUAAGACUUCACUUGUCUUUCCGUCUGCCACCAGUAUGACCUAUCUGUAAUCGUAAUGAUCUGUAUAUGUAAUCGUGAUAGUUACAUAUUUGAAGUUUUCAGAUGAUGUAUUUUUUUGUAGCCAGAGUAACAAUAAAAACUAAAAACUAGAAUAAAAUAGAUAUUUUAUGGGGCUCCCACAAAAUAAUGUGUUUUUUUUUGCCAUUUUAUAAAUUAUGUUACGGAAGUCUGUGCCCGAUUCCGACUCGUACUUGCCGGAAUUUUUUGUUUUGCGCGUAAAUGAUAACAAAUAACUUCAAAGUAAAUAAAAACCAAGUACCAAAAAACAAACGUUUUUGAUCUUUAUUUAGCUGCGUCUAAAAUUUUGAUUUUAGUUUUUUGAAGUAGGUACCUAAUAUGUUUUGAAUUCCUAUAAAUACUCGCUUGUCGCAAUGUUUUCGAAGAUUAGUUUGCAAUCAGGCGCAAGAUGUUGAGCUUCAUUCUAAUAAUUCUUGCACUUUGUUUAUUGUUUAUAUAUUUUAUGAGAGUUGAUUACUCGAGAGAACGUGAAGAAUCUAAAUCUGGUGUAUCUGUUACUCGGAGCCUGUGGUUGAAACGUCUGUGGCCAAAAACAAUAGUGCAUCCAUUACCUCCUGCGUUACCGGGUGCGCUGCCCAUCAUAGGACAUCUUCAUAAAGGAUUUACCUGGUCUUCUAAUCCCUUUAAUUUCUUUAAGACUUUAAGUGAAGACUGCGUGAGGCAGGGAGGUGUUACUGUUUUGAAACUUGGACCUGAAAUUCAUUAUGUAAUAACAGAUCCACAAGAUGCCUUGACAGCAGCAAAAUCAUGUCUUCGAAAACAUUAUGUGUUCGAAUUCGCUAAAGUUUGGCAGGGUAAUAACUUAGCAACUUCAUCAGGAGAAACAUGGAAACAACAUCGCAAGAUGAUUAACCCAGCGUUCAGUCUGCCGGUGAUACACGGUUUCAUAGACUUGUUUAAUAAUCAGGCCAAGAAACUGCUCAAUACAUUGGAACCUUUCGUUGACAAAGGGCUAUUUGAUCACAGCACUUAUUUCCUCAGAAGCAACUUUGAAACGCUUUGUGCUGGUACAUUUGGAAUAGAUGCGAUCAGCCAGAAACAGCUAGAUAACUAUGUGAGCUCAGCAUAUGCAGUAAUUAAUCUUAUUGUAGCCAAGUUAUUCAAGGUUUGGCUGCAAAUCCACCUGAUUUACAAGCUGUCUGGGCUAAAGAAGAAGGAAGAUCAAUUAGUGGAGAAUUUACAUUCAUUGACGGAAACAGUUUUACAAAAGAAAAAACUUGCAAGGGAAAAUGAAGCUUUGUCCAACACAGUCGAAUCAAAAACUAGCGGCUUACAGUACAAACCUGUCUUAGAUCUGCUGGUAGACCUGUCAGCAAAUGGUGCUUUAACAGAAAAAGAAGUUAAAGAACAAACUGAAGCACUUCUAACAGCUGGUUUUGAAACUACAUCCAAUCAGAUGGCAUUCAUGACAAUGCUGUUAGGGGCACAUCCUGAAGUUCAAGAUAAAUUGUAUGAAGAGCUUGUAGCAGUACUGGGUCCUGACAGAGAUGUAGGAAAGGAGGAUUUGAACAAACUGGUUUACACAAACGCAGUUAUAAUGGAGACUGUUCGAGUGUUUCCAGCUGUACCUGUUAUACUAAGAUGCGUAGAUCAGGAUGUGAAACUAAAAAACUACACGAUGAGUGCAGGCACUUACUGUAUUAUAUUUCCUCUGGUUCCGAACAUUCCAACCAAAGAAUUUAAAGGGGAUCAGUUCAAGCCUGAAAGAUGGCUGGAUGAUACUUUCAACUGCAAACAAGACUUUGCUGGAUUCGGAUUGGGAAAACGUGGUUGUACAGGUAAAACAUAUGCGAUGACAGCUAUGAAGGUGAUGUUGGCGCACUUCAUACGGCGGUACCGAGUGCGAGCUGACAUGAGUCAGCUGCAAGUGUCUGCGGACUUCGUGCUCAAACCUGUGUCGGGACACGAGAUCAGCAUUGAACGAAGACAUUGUACAGCAACUUAACCUAUGUUUUGAGAUUACUAAUGAUUGUUAUGCUGAAUUUUAUGUAAAACUUCUAAUAAAAUGAGUAUGAUAUGAUUGA